Molecule: messenger RNA, 724 nt
Organism: Paramormyrops kingsleyae
Lineage: Eukaryota; Metazoa; Chordata; Actinopteri; Osteoglossiformes; Mormyridae
Product: protein FAM180A
Source: RefSeq, a predicted model, not a curated record
GGACGGAGAGAGAGAAGGAGCUGGAGUGCAGGGGGAAGCAGAAGCGGUACAUAUAAUGUAUCUGUAAGCAUCUGAUGUAGGGGUGGCAUUCCUCUGUGGUUCAGGGUCCCCAUCUUCUCCGUGGGCUUGGGGAAGGGUGAGGUCCCAAACGCAGGAGAGGAGAAGCAUCAGGCUCCCUCUACCAGAAGCACCAUGAUGAGCUGGAAGGUGGUGAUCGUGGCUCUCGUCUACUGGAAUGUACACAUGUGUGGAACUCAGCGCCGGACCCGAGCUCUGUACCCCUCUGCAUUGAGAGUGAAGAGAGGCACUGCAUCCAUGCUUAACCCCGUCUUCCAGAAUUCCCUAGAAGAUAUCAACCUACUCUUUGAAAUCCUGAUAGCGGGAGUGAAAAUGGAAGAUGAACGCAGCCCAUUGACCGUACUGGAUGAAGAACUGGCAUCUCUGCGCCGCACCCAGAAGCUGGAGGCCAUCUGCGAGGACGUCGUGCCCCGGAAGCUGACAGACAUCCGACGGCUGACCUCCGACCUGCUCCAGUACCCGACUGUCCUGCGCAAGGAGGACUUUGAGCGCACUGUGUUGACAAUGGUGUAUGCCGCUCACAGGAUGGGCAACACUGAUGGCCACCAGAGGGCGGCCUGGACAGAGUCCUUCAUAAACCUGUACAAGGCCAUCAAGCAGGACCUGAUAACUGCAUGAGGCUGGACUGCGUCCAAACAUCCAAAUC